This is a messenger RNA of Condylura cristata (star-nosed mole), 3481 nucleotides long. RefSeq names its product E74-like factor 2 (ets domain transcription factor) (gene ELF2). NCBI's taxonomy places the organism in Eukaryota, Metazoa, Chordata, Mammalia, Eulipotyphla, Talpidae. The transcript is spliced from 8 exons. Gene Ontology annotation, cellular component: nucleus. Bases 146 to 1930 code for a protein of 594 amino acids. Gene Ontology annotation, molecular function: sequence-specific DNA binding; DNA-binding transcription factor activity, RNA polymerase II-specific. The record is from RefSeq and is a predicted model, not a curated record. Gene Ontology annotation, biological process: cell differentiation; regulation of transcription by RNA polymerase II.
GAAGACUGGAUUUCUGGAUAUCUACUCCACUCCAUCUCUGUUGACUAUUAAAAUAUGAUAAUGCAAAUCUGUAACACUGGCAGUCAUCCAUGAACCUUUAAUUGCAUUGAUUAAUAGCCUUUGACGCUUCCUCAGGGGAUACACGAUGACAUCAGCAGUGGCUGACAGUGGAGGUUCCGUCUUGGAGCUUUCCAGCAAUGGAGUGAAAAAUCAAGAGGAAAGUGUGAAGGUUUCUGACUCCCCGGCAGUGAUUGUAGAGCCAGUGCCCAGUGCCAGGCUGGAGCAGGGCUACGCCGCCCAGGUUCUGGUUUAUGCCGAUGACACUUACAUGAUGCAAGAUGUGGCAGAAGAACAAGAAGUUGAGACGGAGAAUGUGGAAACAGUGGAAGCAUCAGUUCAUGGCAGUAAUGCUCACUGUACAGAUAAGACGAUCGAGGCCGCCGAAGCCCUGCUUCAUAUGGAGUCUCCAACCUGCUUGAGGGAGUCGAGAAGUCCUGUGGAAGUGUUUGUCCCUCCUUGUGUAUCAACUCCAGAAUUUAUCCAUGCUGCUAUGAGGCCAGAUGUCAUCACGGAAACUGUAGUGGAGGUGUCAACGGAAGAGUCCGAACCAAUGGAUACUUCUCCUAUCCCUACAUCACCUGAUAGCCAUGAACCAGUGAAAAGGAAGAAAGUUGGCCGUAAACCAAAGACCCAGCAAUCACCAAUUUCCAAUGGGUCUCCAGAAUUAGGUAUAAAGAAGAAGCCCAGAGAAGGAAAAGGAAACACAACCUAUUUGUGGGAGUUUCUUUUAGAUCUACUUCAAGAUAAAAAUACUUGUCCUCGGUAUAUUAAAUGGACUCAGAGAGAAAAAGGCAUAUUCAAGCUUGUGGAUUCAAAGGCUGUUUCUAAGCUUUGGGGAAAGCAUAAGAACAAACCAGACAUGAAUUACGAAACUAUGGGACGAGCUUUGAGAUACUAUUACCAAAGGGGUAUUCUGGCGAAGGUCGAAGGACAGAGGCUUGUGUAUCAGUUCAAAGAUAUGCCCAAAAACAUAGUGGUCAUCGAUGAUGACAAGAGUGAAACCUGUAAUGAGGAUUUAGCAGCAGCUACAGAUGAAAAGUCGUUAGAACGUGUGUCACUGUCUGCAGAAAGUCUCCUGAAAGCAGCAACAUCUGUUCGUGGAGGGAAAAACUCGUCUCCUCUAAACUGCUCCAGAGCAGAGAAGGGCGUAGCUCGGGUUAUGAAUAUCACUUCCCCAGGUCACGAUGCGUCCUCCAGGUCCCCGGCUACCACCGCACCCGUGUCAGCACCAGCAGCUCCAAGGACAGUCCGUGUGGCGAUGCAAGUACCCGUUGUCAUGACGUCACUGGGUCAGAAAAUUUCAACUGUGGCAGUUCAGUCCGUUAAUGCCGCCGCGCCGUUAAUAACCAGCACUAGCCCAACCACAGCGACCUCGCCAAAGGUGGUCAUUCAGACAAUCCCUACUGUGAUGCCUGCCUCCGCGGACAGUGGAGACAAGAUCACCAUGCAGCCGGCCAAAAUCAUCACCAUCCCUGCUACCCAGCUCGCACAGUGUCAGCUGCAGACGAAAUCCAACCUGUCGGGGUCGGGAAGCAUCAACAUUGUGGGGACGCCACUGGCCGUGAGAGCACUGACCCCCGUCUCUAUCGCCCACGGUACACCUGUCAUGAGACUCUCCGUGCCUGCUCAGCAGGCCUCUGGCCAGACUCCUCCCCGGGUGAUCAGCGCGGUCAUCAAAGGGCCAGAGGUUAAAUCGGAGGCAGUGGCCAAAAAGCAGGAACAUGAUGUGAAAACUCUGCAGCUGGUACAAGAGGAAAAGCCAGCAGAUGGGAAUAAGACAGUGACCCAUGUGGUGGUCGUCAGUGCGCCUUCUGCUAUUGCCCUUCCAGUGACUAUGAAAACAGAGGGGCUGGUGACGUGUGAGAAAUGAGCAGCAGUCCGCCGUGGCCCCAGACUGCUAGUGCCAGUACUGACGUAAAUAUCUGCAAGGGAUGUUACUAGAAGAGUCAAAGGAAGACUUUAAACCAUUUUUAAUGCAUAUGAGAAAACAAUCAGACUUACUGGAAAUAAAUUACCUGUCCCAUGUUUCAGUGGGAAAUGAACUACAUGUUGAGAUGCUGACAGAAAACUGCCUCUUACACUAGGAAAACAAGUGACCCCAUCAGUGGAGGACCAGAGGGACCAAGCAGCUCACUACAAAGUCGUUACACUAAGACUUGGAACACUAACGUUCUGUAAGAGGCUACAGUUUUCGGCGGGAGGGGUUGGGAUGGGUGAUCUCAUUGUUACAUAGAGCAAUUUUUGAUGCAUUUUAUAUGCAUACCAGCAAUUAUUACUGUGUUCACACAGAACUCACUUAACUGGUGCUAUGUGAAGACUGCUAAUAUAGGUAUUUUAGAAUGUGAAUUGAAGAAUGGAUCCAAAAGCUUCAGAAAGAGGAGAGCAAAAAAAGAUCUAGUGCGACUUUUUUUUAUAUAUAUAAAUAUAUAUAUAUAUAUAUAUAUAUCAUAUAGCUUAAGCUGAUUUAAAACAAAGGCCUUAGACUAAAAUUUUCGGUUUUCUUUCUUGAAAUAAGCUAAUGGCUUGUUUGUGUAAAGCUUUUUUAUUAAAAGAAAAAUUUUAAAAACCUUGUACCUAGCACAGUAUUGUUAUAGAAUUUACAUGUAACAUUUUAUAUGGUAGUUUAAGUCUGUCAGUUUCUUAAUGUGGACAAAUGGACAGUUGGCUCUGGCCUCUUGCGGACACGCCCGUGUCGCCCACGCACCCUGGCGCCUGUGCAGACGCAGCAGUUUCAGUUUUACUGUCACUCGGAAGUGUUCAGGCUCAGCAUGAAUUCUUGUCAGGUGGCGCUGCAACCUGGAGUUUUCCCUUUUUUUUUUUUUUUUUUUUAAUUUUGUUGUUGGAGUUUGAGGGAAAGUACCAGUGUUCAGGUUUGAACUGUACUAGUUUGUAUAUUCAACAUUUGAAGUAUAUUCUAUUUUGUUGUACUCUUGUUUCAAAGUGUAUUCAAGUAGGUUUUCUGAAAUAUAGAAAUGAAAUUUAUCUUGUGUUUUGGUCUCUGGUGAUAUUUAUAACUGUUGGAAAGCUAGGAUAGAGAUACUGCUCUACUUAGAAGUAAAAGCGGUCCUGUUUCUCCUUCUCAACUACUGUGUGAAGAAAUUCUACUUUUCUUUUGUUCUACGACAUUCACAUUGGGCAGGUACCUGCGUGUUGCUACUUCCUAUCUGAUGACUUUCACAAAUUCUAGAACAUUCUACUUAGAGUGAACUGGCUGUUCUAAUGUUGGCCAUACGUACUCUAAGUCAGACUGUUUCACAGCCAGACCUGUGCACGGGUCAGCAGGAACAGGGUACUCCCUUGCCCUUCUGCAGAUAAGGGGGUUCUGGCACCUCCCAGCAGACUAAGUCCUGUGACUCUCCAUCUUAGUACUCUUUCUACUACAAAGAAAAGCUGUCUAUUUUUUCAACUUUUAGAAAUUUAA